This is a messenger RNA of Chaetomium globosum CBS 148.51, 1539 nucleotides long. RefSeq lists its product as uncharacterized. The coding region runs from base 1 to 1539 and encodes 512 amino acids. Gene Ontology annotation, cellular component: Rpd3L complex; Rpd3L-Expanded complex. The transcript has 3 exons. Gene Ontology annotation, biological process: negative regulation of silent mating-type cassette heterochromatin formation; negative regulation of rDNA heterochromatin formation. NCBI's taxonomy places the organism in Eukaryota, Fungi, Ascomycota, Sordariomycetes, Sordariales, Chaetomiaceae. The record is from RefSeq and is a predicted model, not a curated record.
AUGGCAGCAACUGACCCUCGGCGGUCUUCGAGGGCGCGCACAACUCAAUCGCAGUCGCAAAUAUCUUCUACUGCCUCGAGCAUCUCGGGGCGCCCUGAGCGCAGUUCCAGGUACUUCAACAAGGCCAGUUCGCCGCAAAAGUCCGCUUCAACUGGGUCGUUGUCGUCUGAACCGCCAGAGGACACAAUUACGGCCGAGGACCCAUUCGGGUCCCGACGUCGCACACGAGGACAAGUCGAGGAGAGAGAGAGAGCAGGAGUCAAGGCUGAGACUGUCGACAUGGCUAACGGCGACGGAAAUCUCCAGGAAGAGGAUGAGGCCGUGCGCUGCGUCUGCGGGAACGAGGAAUACCAAGGCCCGCCGCCGCUGGACGAAGACUCAAAGCACGGCUUCAAACAUGGCUUCGGCCUUGAGUCAUUCUUCUCAGCUGAAGUUACAGACGACACCGCCGGGUUUUUUGUGCAGUGCGAUGUCUGCAAAGUUUGGCAACACGGCGGCUGUGUCGGGAUCAUGACAGAGGAAGCGAGUCCCGACGAAUAUUUCUGCGAAAAGUGCCGCGAUGAUUUACACAAACUUUGGACGGCGAGCAAUGGGAAAUCGGAGAACACAAAACGGCAAAAGACGAGCUCCCGAUCUGCGUCACCGUUAUCCGACAACGCCGAAGACUCGGACGAGCCCGGAGUCGCCGGCCGGAAUGGUGUAUCGAAAUCGAAGGCGCGGGGUGCGGCAGCCGCGCGGAAUCUGCGCGCUGAGAAGGUAUCCGAAAAAGAGGAAAAGGAGCGGCAACGUACUGAAACUGCGAACAAGCGGAAGGGCAGAGUCGACCGUCGACGAGCUGAUGACUCGGAUCCUUCGGAAGAAUUGCCUCUGGCAACUCGGGCGGCGACGCAGAAAGCGACACAGGCCUCAGGCGGUUCGAAUAUGGCCAAUCCCUCUGCAUUAGAGGUCGCGCGACCACCCAUGGCGGUGGAACCACCCCUGGCUUCAAAUCCGGCGCCAGAUACGCCGCCCACGAUCACGGUCCACGCCAAGGCCGACAAGAAGAGGUCACACAAGAAGAAGGGCCGCAACCAGUACACGCGCGACCGCGAUGCUCACGAUGACGAGUCACCCGCACGGUCGCAGUCGCGCGACAUCCAAAAGGACGACCACGGGGCGCCCGGCGUCGGAAAAGCAGGCGGAGAGGGCAGUGGCAAGGCAACCAUCAAGUCCAAGGGCGGGAUGAGCAGCAAGAUAACCAUGAACGACAUGAAGAAGAGAGCAACUGCGCUGCUGGAAUACAUCUCACGGACCCAAGUAGAGUUGGCGGGCGAGUCACUCGUGGAAACACCGCCCUCGACUGAAAGUCUUACCAAUGGUAGUAGCUUAUCAGCUGCUCCGGAGAAAGCCGAGAACGGAACCAACCAGACCCCGAUGUUGGUACUCGGGGAAACCGGGAACGCUGGCCCAGGGAAGGAGUUUAGGGAGCUCGGUUGCGUGGAGAUGAUGGACACCUUGACCCGGCGGCUUGUCAAGUGGCAACAACAGUACGCUGUGUAA